Chaetomium globosum CBS 148.51 is the source of this 531-nucleotide messenger RNA. RefSeq lists its product as uncharacterized. Gene Ontology annotation, molecular function: oxidoreductase activity. The coding region runs from base 1 to 531 and encodes 176 amino acids. Gene Ontology annotation, cellular component: mitochondrion. Lineage: Eukaryota; Fungi; Ascomycota; Sordariomycetes; Sordariales; Chaetomiaceae. The record is from RefSeq and is a predicted model, not a curated record. Gene Ontology annotation, biological process: carnitine biosynthetic process. The transcript has 3 exons.
AUGACGACGCGGCUUUCCAAUCCGCGCUCACCGACCUCCGACGCACCAGACACGAUCUUCGUGACGGACGUGCCCGCGGACGAGAGCGCCGUGGAGCGCGUGGCGAGCCGCAUCGGCCCCGUGCAAGAGACCUUCUACGGGCGCACGUGGGACGUGCGCAACAAGGCGCGCGCCGAGAACGUCGCCUACACGGACAAGUUCCUGUGCCUGCACCAGGACCUCAUGUACCACGACCCCGUCCCGGGACUGCAGCUGCUGCACUGCCUCGCCAAUACCUGCGAGGGUGGUGAGUCGUUGUUUAGUCAUGCCGUGCGCGCGGCGUACGAGUUGCGCAUCACGCAGAGGAAGAGCCGCUGGCUCAAGGGCACCUACGUCUCGCGCCAGGACUACGCCGCCGCGGCGGAGCGGCAGUCCAAGCAUGUACUUCCCGCCCGUGGUGCGCCGUACAGCAUGUGGGAGGAGGAAGCCGCCAUGGAGGGGGCCUUGCUCGCGCAGGGGCGCAAGGUGGAUGCCGGAGCGUCGCGGGCUUGA